Messenger RNA from Neomonachus schauinslandi (Hawaiian monk seal), 2650 nucleotides. RefSeq names its product fucosyltransferase 11 (gene POFUT4). Bases 20 to 1501 code for a protein of 493 amino acids. The transcript has 3 exons. Gene Ontology annotation, molecular function: alpha-(1->3)-fucosyltransferase activity. Lineage: Eukaryota; Metazoa; Chordata; Mammalia; Carnivora; Phocidae. The record is from RefSeq and is a predicted model, not a curated record. Gene Ontology annotation, cellular component: Golgi membrane.
GGGGCAGCUGCCAGUGGACAUGGCGGCGGGCCGCAGCAGGGCUGUGUUUGCCGUCUUUGGCGUGCUUAGUGUUUGUGCGGUCAGCGGCUCUGGGCCCGUGGCUGAGGGGGAGACGGGCGGGGAGGCGGAGUGGACGGAGCCUUGGGAUGGUGCGGUUUUCCGGCCGCCCUCAGCGCUGGGCGCGGUGGGGGUGGCGCGCAGUCCGGGGACACCCCGGCCAGGGAGGGAGGAGGCGGUGGACUUGCCGGUGCUGCUGUGGUGGAGCCCAGGGCUAUUUCCCCACUUCCCUGGCGACUCGGAGCGCAUCGAGUGCGCGCGCGGUGCGUGCGUGGCGUCCCGGGACCGACGGGUGCGGGGGCACUCGCGGACGCGCGCGCUGCUCUUCUACGGCACUGACUUUCGCGCGUCGGAGGCGCCCCUGCCGCGCCUGGCACAUCAGAGCUGGGCGCUCCUGCACGAGGAGUCGCCCCUCAACAACUUCGUGCUGAGCCACGGUCCGGGCAUCCGCCUCUUCAAUCUCACUGCCACCUUCAGCCGCCAUUCUGACUACCCGCUGCCGCUGCAGUGGCUGCCCGGGACCGCCUACCUGCGCCGCGCCGCGCCUCCGCUACAGGAGCGCGCGGAGUGGCGCCGUCGCGGCUACGCGCCGCUGCUCUAUCUGCAGUCCCACUGCGACGUGCCUGCGGACCGGGACCGCUACGUGCGCGAGCUGAUGCGUUUCAUCCCGGUGGACUCCUAUGGGAAAUGCCUGCAAAAUCGGGAGCUGCCCACUCCGCGGUUACAGGACACAGCCACAGCUACCACCGAGGAUCCAGAGCUCUUGGCCUUCUUGUCUCGCUAUAAGUUCCACUUGGCCCUCGAAAAUGCCAUCUGUGAUGACUACAUGACAGAAAAACUGUGGCGCCCCAUGCAUCUCGGGGCUGUGCCUGUGUAUCGCGGCUCUCCCUCUGUGAGGGACUGGAUGCCCAACAAUCACUCCAUCAUCCUCAUUGAUGACUUUGAGUCACCUCAGAAGUUGGCAGAAUUUAUUGACUUUCUGGACAAGAAUGAUGAGGAAUACAUGAAAUACUUGGCAUAUAAGCAACCUGGGGGCAUCACCAACCAGUUCCUUCUGGAUAGUCUGAAGCAUCGGGAGUGGGGAGUGAAUGAUCCUUUGCUGCCUAACUACCUCAAUGGUUUUGAGUGUUUCGUCUGUGACCAUGAACUGGCUCGGCUGGAGGCCGAGAAAGCCCACGCAGCCUCUCCUGGGGACAUCCCUGGCCCUGAACCUCACAUUGCCCAGCCCUCACACAUGGACUGCCCGGUGCCCACACCUGGCUUUGGCAGUGUGGAAGAGAUUCCCGAGAAUGACAGCUGGAAGGAGAUGUGGCUGCAAGAUUACUGGCAAGGUCUGGACCAGGGGGAAGCUCUCACUGCCAUGAUCCACAACAAUGAGACAAAGCAGAUGAAAUUUUGGGAUUACCUACAUGAGAUCUUCAUGAAAAGGAACCAAAAUCUCUAAUUACCCUUGCAAGAGCCUUUAACUUGGUAGAGCUAAGGAGAUGGAAGUCCUUAUUCUACUAUGGGACAUGAGGGGCACCUGCUGCACAACCUUAAUGAACACUGUCUUAUCAUGAGUUCAAGGAAUUCCAGUUUCAGCCACUGAUAUUUUAUCUUAAUGAUGUGUAUCCAGUGUCUCAGCUUGUGGUAAUAGGGCCUGUCCUCAAGGAGAGAUGGAAGCCUCCAGUUCUUGGGAUUAGUGGGAAGCAAAAGCCUGAAACACCCACUUGUUUCAAAGUGCUGAUUGAACAGAAUUUUAAAAGAUCUGCAUCUUUUUCUAGCCAUUCCAUCCUCUCAACUGUGAUUGGAACAACUCCUUGGUACUUGUCUAAGAAUGAGGUAAGAUGGGUCAGGUUUAUGGUCUUAAAACUUUGAUGCUAUUCCUUAAAUUCUUCAUUAUUCAGUACCUUUCCUAAUCUCUUUUCCUCAUCUCCCGCUUUAUAAACUGUUAUGUUGGUGGUGAAGCAAAACUCCUGGUGGGUUGUAUACUGGUUCUUGGAGUUGUAUUUUUUGUAUCAUUUACUUGCCUUUGAUGUCAAACUUUUUAUUUUAAAUGGAUUUUUCUUUCCUGGUUGUCCACUGUAUCUGAUGAAGAUGCAGUAGCCUUGCCACCAUCCCCACAUUCAUUCUCCCCUGCAUUAAACCGGCUAUAGGUCUGACAGCUUUUUUUACUGCUGGUUUGCUUUUUUUUUUUUUUUAAGAGCAUAUCUGGAAUUCCUUCUCAUGAACAGAAAGACUCAAUGGCUAAUAUAUGCCCUGUCAAUUUAAUGAAUUGUCCUGCUCUAUUUUAGGUUAGAGAUAGAGACUAAGGCUGGAAAUGAUAACAGAGUAUAUAUAUAUCAUUCAUGUAUAUACAUAUAUACAUGAAUGAUAUUUAAAUGAUUUUGAAAUGUUAAAAUAGACCAGUGCAAAUCAAACUGCAGAUUUUUAUAGGUCUUUGGUCUUUUCCGUCUGCCUAAUGAACUCUCUUUUAUUAUUUUUAUAUGCUACAAUUUUAAGUCUCAUUUUCCCCAAAGAGUCAUGAAGAUUAUGUUGGAAAAAACAGCCCAGCAAUAUAGUUGUAGCAAUUACCUCAUAUUAUGUAGCAUUUUUCACUUUAUGUGGAAUGAAU